Molecule: messenger RNA, 1032 nt
Organism: Tarenaya hassleriana
Lineage: Eukaryota; Viridiplantae; Streptophyta; Magnoliopsida; Brassicales; Cleomaceae
Product: putative lipid-transfer protein DIR1
Exons: 2
Coding region: 531-872 (113 amino acids)
Biological process (GO): systemic acquired resistance
Molecular function (GO): fatty acid binding
Source: RefSeq, a predicted model, not a curated record
AUACGAAGAGAUAUUACAAAAUUAUAUUAUAGAACAAAUAGAUACGAAUGGUUUUUAAAUUAAAAUUUAAAGACGAAACGGCAAUAUUUUUACAAGGGGUUAUUAUUCACCGGCUACCAUCCAUUAUUAACACCAAUUAAAAAUACUGCGAAAUCAUCAUUAUGCUCUGAGGUCGGUGAUGACACGAUUCCCACAAAUCCACUACCCUUUUAGAUCCGUCCAUUUAUGUAUUUUAUUUUAUUUUUAAAUUUGGGAAAUUAUAAAGCUACUGAGGAAUUGUUCGUCAUCGUCAUCAUCUUCCUUGACAUCAACACCUGGAUCUUCCGUUGUUGGUAAGAACACUAAAAAAGCCCUUCAUUCAUCACUAAACGAAGCCAUUAUUAUCUGUUCCUCAAGUGCUUCGUCCACUUCCCUCAGUGUCCAUAAAUUUUCACUAUAAAUACACCCACCAUGAAUCCAAUCGAAACCCACAUCGGAAAUCGCCAAACAAAUUCAGGGUUCGAUUCUGAUUCACCGAAUUCCCCGUAAAAAUGGCAGCUUUCUUGAAGUUCCUCUGCGUUCUUGGACUGGUCGUCCUCGUCGGAGUCGCAGACGGCGCCGGGGAAUGCGGGAAAACGUCGCCGGACGACGAGGCGAUGAAGCUGGCGCCGUGUGCUGCGGCGGCGCAGGACUCCAACGCCGCCGUGCCAGCCGCUUGCUGCGCGCAGGUGAAGAGGUUCGGACAGAACCCAAAGUGUCUCUGCGCCGUUCUUCUUUCGGACACGGCCAAAGCCUCCGGCGUCAGGCCGGAAAUCGCCAUUUCCAUCCCCAAACGCUGUAACUUCGCCAACCGCCCCGUCGGCUACAAGUGUGGACCAUACACACUCCCGUGAAGAAGCUAACACUAGAAGCAUGAAGGAGACUGCGAGGAUUGGGGCUCUACGGCUCUAUGUAACAUAUUAUGAAUAAUGACAUAUAUAUAUAUAUAUAAAUAUUAUGUCUGUCAGUUUGAUCUCCGAAAUAUUUGAAUAAUAUAACAUCGAUUUCACUUUA